AUGCAAAAUAGCAAGAACAAGGGCCUAGCGUGUGCAAAAUUGCAAGAACAAGGGCAUAGCGUGUGCAACAUAGCAAGAACAAGGCGUGUGCAAAACGUGGACGUGGACGUGGACGUGGACGUGGACAUGGACGUAGUCGUGGACGUGGACGUGGACGUGGACGUGGACGUGGACAUGGACGUGGACGUGGACGUGGACAUGGACGUGGACGUGGACAUGGAUGGGACGUGGACAAGGACACGUGGACAUGGACGUGGACGUGGACGUGGAAGUGGACGUGGCUGGGACGUGGACAUGGACGUGGACGUGGACAUAGACGUGGACGUGGACGUGGACGUGGACGUGGACGCGGACGUGGACAUGGACGUGGACAUGGACGUGGACGUGGACGUGGACAUGGACGUGGACGUGGACGAGGACGUGGACGUGGACGUGGACGUGGACGUGGACAUGGACGUGGACAUGGAAGUGGACAUGGACGUGGACGUGGACGUGCACGUGGACGUGGACGUGGACAUGGACGUGGACGUGGACGUGCACGUGGACGUGGACGUGGACGUGGACGUGGACGUGGACAUGGACGUGGACUUGGACGUGGAGGUGAACGUGGACGUGGACGUGGACGUGGACGUGGACGUGGACAUGGACGUGGACGUGGACGUGGACGUGGACGUGGACGUGGACAUGGACGUCGACGUGGACGUGGACGUGGACGUGGACGUGGACAUGGACGUGGACAUGGACGUGGACAUGGACGUGGACAUGGACGUGGACGUGGACGUAGACGUGGACGUGGACAUGGACAUGGACGUGGACGUGGACGUGGUCGUGGACAUGGACGUGGACAUGGACGUGGACAUGGACGUGGACAUGGACGUGGACGUGGACAUGGACGUGGACAUGGACGUGGACAUGGACGUGGACAUGGACGUGGACGUGGACGUAGACGUGGACGUGGACAUGGACAUGGACGUGGACGUGGACGUGGACGUGGAUAUGGACGUGGACGUGGACAUGGACGUGGAUGUGGACGUUGACGUGGACGUGGACGUGGAAAUGGAGGUGGACGUGGACCUGGACGUGGAAAUGGAGGUGGACGUGGACCUGGACGUGGACGUGGACAGGGACGUGGACAUGGUCGUGGACGUGGACAGGGACGUGGACUUGGACAUGGACGUGGACAUGGACGUGGACAUGGACGUGGACGUGGACGUGGACGUGGACAUGGACGAGGACAUGGAGAUGGACGUGGACAUGGACGUGGACAUGGACGUGGACAUGGACGUGGACGUGGUCGUGGACGUGGACGUGGACGUGGACAUGGACAUGGACGUGGACGUAGACGUGGACGUGGACGUGGACAUGGACGUGGACGUGGACGUGGACGGGGACGUGGACGUGGACGUUUACGUGGACAUGGACGUGGACGUGGACAUGGACGUGGACGUGGACGCGGACAUGGACGUGGACAUGGACGUGGACGUGGACGUGGACAUGGACGCGGACAUAGACGCGGACGCGAACAUGGACGCGGACAUGGACGCGGACGCGGACAUGGACAUGGUCCUGGACGUGGACGUCGACGUGGACGUGGACAUGGUCGUGGACGUGGACGUGGAUGUGGACGUGGACGUGGUCGUGGACGUGGUCGUGGACGUGGACGUGGAUGUGGACGUGGUCGUGGACGUGGACGUGGACGUGGACGUGGACGUGGACGUGGACGUGGACAUGGACGUGGACAUGGACGUGGACGUGUACGUGGACGUGGACAUGGACAUGGACGUGGAAGUGGAAGUGGACGUGGACAUGGACGUGGAAGUGGACGUGGACGUGGACGUGGACAUGGACGUGGACGUGGACGUCGACGUGGACAUGGACGUGGACGUGGACGUGGACGUGGACGUGGACGUGGACAUGGACGUGGACGUGGACGUGGAUGUGGACGUGGACGUGGACGUGGACAUGAACGUGGACGUGGACGUGGACGUGGACGUGGUCAUGGACGUGGACGUGGACGUGGACGUCGACGUGGACGUGGACGUGGACGAGGACGCGAACGUGGACGUGGACGUGGACGUGGUCGUGGACGUCGACGUGGACGUGGACGUGGACCUCGACGUGGACAUGGACGUGGACGUGGACAUGGACGUGGACAUGGACGUGGACGUGGAUAUGGACGUGGACAUGGACGUGGACGUGGACGUGGACGUGGACGUGGUCGUGGACGUGGAUGUGGACGUGGACAUGGACGUGGACGUGGACGUGGACGUCAACGUGGACGUGGACGUGGACAUGGACGGGACGUGGACGUGGACGUGGACAUGGACGUGGACGUGGACGUGGACAUAG
Closterium sp. NIES-65 is the source of this 2349-nucleotide messenger RNA. The record is from the annotation of a GenBank genome assembly. Lineage: Eukaryota; Viridiplantae; Streptophyta; Zygnematophyceae; Desmidiales; Closteriaceae.